AUGGCGUCCGCUUGCGUGGCGAGUGGUAGCCAAAGCAGCCGGCAGACGUCUCUUGGUCCCGAUGCGAUUACAGCGAAUGACCUAACGAAGCUUAUGGCAAAGAAGAGUUCGUUUGAGAAAGCGGUGAAGGACCUGACAGCUCUAGUUGCCUCGCAGUACCCCUCCUCCUCUCUGGGCGAGCAGCAGAAGAUGAUAUCAGCCGUCCAUCGUGCAGCUACCCUGCUGAAGACCCGUUACACAACACGUGGUUUCUGGGUGGCGGGUCUUGUCCUUUUCCGCGCGGCCUGCGCCGUGCUGGAGGAGGGAGCGGAGCGCAACCGCGUCCAGCAGCACAUCAAGUCGGCGCAGGAGUUCCUGGGGGAAGGCGGGGAAGCCGUUGCAGCACUCUUGGCGAGCGGAACGGCUUUGGAGGAUCUGCUGCGGGAUGCGAUAGCAAGAGGUGGAGCUGAUGACCUGUUGACUCCUGGCCUGGCAGAGGCCCUAGAAGCGAGCAUUCAGGCGUCUCAGCCGCCCUCUGCACCGCCUGCUUCUAAGAGAGCGGUGAAGCAGCUGCCUGUGCUUGUGUACAGUCAGGCUGGGGUUGUGCCUUUAGCGGCAGGUGGGAUGCGAGAAGGGGUGGUGGCGGGUAGUGGCGUUAGUGGUAGUACUGUCAGCAGCAGCAGCAGUGGUGGGAAGACUGAGAAAGGGGGUAGUGUUGGUUUGGGAGGGGAGGGGGUGGAUUGGGAGGGGAAGAGGGAGGAAGGGGAGGGGAGUGUGGACGAGUGCAGUGUGUGCAGGGAGAAGUGGGAGGUUGGUGACAAGCUGAGGGAGAUGCCAUGCAGCCAUCGGUUUCAUGUGGACUGCCUGCAACCAUGGCUGGACGAGCACAACUCGUGUCCUUUGUGUCGGUACGAGAUGCCAACCGACGACCAUGUUUACGAGAGGCGCAAGGAGCGAGAGAAGGAAGAGGAGGAAGAACGGAGAGGUGCUGAGAAUGCAGUUCGUUUUGAGACGCCUGAAUCCAAACUCACCUUCACGUGCUCGCAUUACCAAGCCACACUCUCGACACACUCGCCGAUCCUCGUCAACGCCACAGCAGCAGCCAUGGUGCUCCCGUGCUGCAUCGCGAUGUGGGGAUGCGCGUGCUGCGGGUGGGCCGUUCACCGCCUCCUCCGCAAAGGCGCGGACUCCAGCCGCGACUGGCCCGCCGCGUCCCGGGACGAAAUGGCGGACUUUCCGCGCCUCGCGGCGCUCAUUCUCGCGUCCUACGAACCGGACUUACCUAAGUGCCUGCAGCUGCUCGAAUCUGUUUCCGACGAUAACGGAAACAUCUCCCCGCACACCGACGCCGCCGCUGCAGGGAAACCAUCCAAACAAUGCGACCCCGAUGCCACGCACGCACAAACGGCGAAGGAGAAGGACCUUGAGCCCCAGCCUGGUUCCAGACCUGGUUCCGAGCCUAAUGCAGAGGCUCGGUCGAAAUCGGAGGCUGGGUCGGAAUCCAACGGGAAGGACGGUCCGGCGAAGGGGAAGCGGGAGGUGAUAGAGGCGCGCGUGCUGCGGAAGGUGGAGCAGCGGGACACGGACGGGCAGUGCCCGUCGUACCUGGUGUAUCUGGAUGACGCGAAUCAAGACAUCACAGUGGCGAUGCGCGGCAUGAACCUCAUGCAGCCGUCGGACUAUGAGAUCCUCAGGAACAACCGCAAGGGCAAGCAGAUGUUUGACGGGGGCUACGUGCACUGUGGUUUACUCGCAGCAGCAGGCGCGUUUCUGGACCUCGAAAUGGACCACCUAAAGCGCCUUCUGCGCCGGCAUCCCUCGCACACGCUCACACUCACCGGGCACUCCAUAGGCGCGGGCGUGCUGGCGCUGGCAGCCAUGGUGAUGGCCAACAACCUGCGCGAGCUGGGCCGCGUGCGGAGAGGGAGGAUCCGCUGCGUGGGGUUCUCGCCGCCGCGAUGUGCGUCGCUCAACCUGGCCGUGCGCCAUGCGGAUAUCAUCGCGUCUGUUGUGCUGCAGGAUGACUUUCUUCCCCGUGUGGCAAACCCGCUCGCUCUCGUCUUCGGACUCACCUUCUGUCUGCCUUGUGUAUUGCAGUAUUCAUGCUGCCAUGACACAUGUGUGUCGGAGCAGAGGAGACUGGCGGAUCCCAGAAGGCUCUAUGCCCCCGGCCGCCUCUACCACAUGCUCUACACACGCCCCUGCAGCUGUGAGGACCUUCCUCCGGUGGCGCUGACGGCCAUUCCAGUGGAGGGGCGGUUUGAGCAUGUGGUGCUGUCGCGCACCGCCAUGCGCGACCACACUCUGCCGCUCAUUGCUGCCAAGCUGCACCAGUUCCUGCAGACGAUGGAAGCGCCUGAUGCCGACGGAGAAGGCAAGGCGGAAACAGUUGAGGGGUUGAAGCAAGGCGACAAGCAACAACCAGUCGUGAUGACAGCACCAGCAGAGGAGGACCCUGCUGUGCUCGCAGAAGACUACAAGGAGGAAGAGGAAGGGGAGGAGGAGGAGGAUGAUAGGGAGGAGGAGGAGGGGAUGCAGGUGGAGAAAUUGUAUUCGGAAAUAACUCUUAAAGGAGACGCUCAUAACGUGCAGCCGGAGAGUGGCGAGGCUGGUAAAACUGCCGCUGGCAGCAAUGGCGGUGCUGGUGGCAGUGGUGGGAAGCCGCUGCAGGCGCAUGAAUCGUCAGCGCAAGUGCAGAAGCGGUGGCAGGACCUGAUAGAAGCACUGAUGUCUGAUGAGGGAGAGGGUGCCAGGGCAAGGGGGGCAGCCUUCUAUACCAAUCUCCGACCAGCCCUUCAGCUUCCGAAACUUGAAGCCAUGGCCCCCGAGCCCGUCCGCGUGCUUGUCACCGGUGCCGCCGGCCAAAUCGGAUAUGCCUUGGUGCCUAUGAUCGCUCGCGGCAUUCUCCUCGGCCCUGACCAGCCUGUCAUCCUUCACCUUCUUGAUAUCCCCCUUGCCGAGAGCUCCCUCAAUGGCGUCCGCAUGGAGCUCAUUGACGCCGCUUUCCCCCUCAUUCACGGGGUUGUCGCGACGUCGAAUGUUGAGGAGGCAUGCAAGGGUGUCCAGGUGGCCAUCAUGGUGGGAGGCUUCCCCCGCAAGGCCGGCAUGGAGCGCAAGGACGUCAUGUCCAAGAACGUCUCCAUCUACCGCGAUCAGGCCUCCGCUUUGGAGAAGUUCGCUGACAAGGACUGCAAGGUGGUGGUCGUUGCUAACCCCGCCAACACCAACGCGCUCAUCCUGAAGGAGUUCGCGCCCAAGUUCCCCGCCAAGAACAUCACCUGCCUCACCCGCCUGGACCACAACCGCGCGCUCGGCCAGAUCUCGGAGCGCCUGGGCGUGCCGGUGGCGAACGUGAAGAACACCAUUAUCUGGGGUAACCACUCGUCUACCCAGUACCCCGAUGUGAACCACGCCGUCGUCGUCACUCCCGAGGGCGAGAAGCCCGUGCGCGAGCUUGUCAAGGACGACGCUUGGCUUGAUGGCGAUUUCAUCAAGACCGUUCAGCAACGCGGUGCUGCCAUCAUUGCGGCCCGCAAACUGUCCAGUGCUCUCUCCGCUGCCUCGUCUGCCUGCGACCACAUCCGGAACUGGGUGAAGGGCACACCCGAGGGUACUUGGGUGUCCAUGGGAGUCAUCUCUGACGGCUCGUAUGGAGUUCCUAAGGACAUCAUCUAUUCCUUCCCUGUCACCUGCAAGGAUGGCGAGUGGACCAUUGUGCAAGGGCUAUCAAUUGAUGCCAACUCGAAGGCGAAGAUGGAGGCCACAGCAGCAGAGCUUGUUGAGGAGAAGGAGCUUGCAUACGAGUGCCUCAAGGCCCGCGGCGUCCUCUUUGUGCGCGGUAUUAAGAUUUUAUCCAACUACUUCGUCGCAUUCGCUUCUUUUCCCCGACGAGAACACUUGGUCCCCUUCCAUCCCACACACGCACUCCCCUCCAUCGCUCACGCUUCCUCGCUCAAACGAGCACGCUCCCUCCCCUCCCGUCUCCUCCGUCGUGGAUUACAAAUUCCUUCCCGUCUCCCACGCGCACUCCCCGAGACCGAGCACGCACACUCCCUUCCGUCGCCCACGCGCACUCCGUUGCCGCCGCCCACGCGCACUCCCUUCCGGCGCCCACGCGCACUCCGUUCCCGCCGCCCACGCGCACUCCUUUCCCUCGCCCACGCGCACUCCGUCCCCGCCGCCCACACGCUCUCCCUUCCGUCGCCCACGCGCACUCCGUUCCCACCGCCCGCGCUUUCUCCCUUCCCGUCGCCCACGCUCACUCCCUUUCCAUCGCCUUAA
Molecule: messenger RNA, 4260 nt
Organism: Closterium sp. Yama58-4
Lineage: Eukaryota; Viridiplantae; Streptophyta; Zygnematophyceae; Desmidiales; Closteriaceae
Source: the annotation of a GenBank genome assembly